Molecule: messenger RNA, 8151 nt
Organism: Scylla paramamosain (green mud crab)
Lineage: Eukaryota; Metazoa; Arthropoda; Malacostraca; Decapoda; Portunidae
Gene: sl
Product: 1-phosphatidylinositol 4,5-bisphosphate phosphodiesterase gamma-1-like
Exons: 28
Coding region: 209-3910 (1233 amino acids)
Biological process (GO): positive regulation of epithelial cell migration; phosphatidylinositol-mediated signaling; lipid metabolic process
Molecular function (GO): protein binding; phosphatidylinositol-4,5-bisphosphate phospholipase C activity; calcium ion binding
Source: RefSeq, a predicted model, not a curated record
UCUAGUUGUGGGGGAGUGGGAGAGUCAUAGUCCGUGUUUCCUGUCCGUGUAUGUUGAUAUCAAAUUGGAAAAGACCCAUAUACUUUUAUCCUCUGUGUGUGUGCGUGUCUGUGUGUUAGCGUCUGCCACUUUGCACUGGAAAGAGAGGUGAGAUGGUAUAAGAUCAGAGUCUUGACAGAGCCAGCCUGAGCUAGCCCAAGCCGGCACAAUGUUGGAGACGGAGAUCAAGGAGGAGUUGGUGGUGCAGCGGCUGGAGAAGGGAACAGCAGUGAAACGCUACUCCUACAGACACAGACCAGAGGAAGGCACACUCAGGAUACGGCGAGAGACACACCACAUAAUAUGGACCGUCAGUCAAAAUACUUCAGAAAUAAUAACCUCCCUGGCAGACAUCAAGGAAGUGCGGGCAGGACAGGGAUCCAGAGACUUCAAAAAGUGGAGCGACACGAAGGAAGCUCCUAAACAUGAAAACACAUGCUUUGUUAUUUACUAUGGGAAGGAAUUCAAAUUGCGAUCCCUUUCUAUAGCAGCCCUUGGGGAAUCAGAAUGCAAAGACUGGAUUCUGGGACUGGAGCACCUCAGAAAGGAGUAUCCAGACGUGCCAUACAUUAUCCGUCUUGAAAGAUUUCUCCGCACAGAAUUUUACAACAUGGAAAACCGAGAGAACAAAAUAACGAUGCGAGACGUGAAGAACUUUCUACCCAAGAUUCACUACCGGACCACCAACCCUCGGCUAAGGCUCCUGUUUGACUCAGUGGACGACCAGAGGCGAGGAGAGAUUGGCUUUGACCAAUUCCUGGAACUCAUCAAGAAGAUCACUUGGGAGGAACAAGAAGAUAGCGAAUUGUGGGAACUCCUGAAAGAAUGCAGUAUGGAUGGACGCCAUGUGUCCUUGCUGGAGUUCCAGCAUUUCCUAGUAGACAAGCAGCACGAGGAGGAGCACAAUGCAGGCUCCAUCAUCAAAGACUUUGUGCAGGACCCUCAGAGAAAUGUGGAGGAACCUUAUUUCUAUGUGGAGGAGUUCGUCCAGUACCUGUACUCCAAGUCUAAUGAAGUUUGGGACCGACGCAACAAUCACGUUAUCCAGGACAUGAGCCAGCCACUUUCCAAUUACUGGAUUGCCUCCUCACACAAUACGUACCUGACAGGAGACCAGCUACAGAGUGUUUCAUCUCCAGAAGCCUAUGCCAGAGUAUUACGUAUGGGUUGUCGAUGCAUUGAGCUGGACUGCUGGGAUGGCCAUGAGGACAACCCUGUGGUCUACCAUGGUCAUACCUUCACAAGCAAAAUUCAAUUUGCAGAUGUUAUUGAAACCAUUCGGGAUCAUGCAUUUGUUACCUCCAGAUUUCCAGUAAUUCUUUCCAUUGAGAAUCACUGUGAUCUCCCUCAGCAGAAGGUAAUGGCCAGGGAGUUCAAGAAGACAUUUGGCAGUAUGCUCCUCACAAUGCAGUACAGAGCCAAUGAACAGUUCAUGCCUUCUCCUGAGGAACUCCAGGGAAAAAUCAUAAUCAAGCAAAGAAAACUUCCUCAAGGGGUGGAUGAAAUCACACCUCUGAUUGCCAACAUGGAUGAACAAGGAGGAGAGUUGGGACUUGAUCAGUACCAGAUGAAUGAUCGUCUUUUCCUGAAAAAUCCAGUGGACCCUACAGCAUGGCAGCCUCAUCUUUUCUUCCUAUCUCAAAAAAGUCUUCGCUACAUUGAGCCAGAUCCAGACAUAGAAGAUCAGGCCAGUGGUUAUAGGCAAUCCAAUAAUGACAAUGACGAUCAGCAUCAAAUAUGGUACCAUGGGAAGAUGCCAGGAGGAAGGACUAAGGCAGAGGAACUUCUCAAGCAGUACAGUUCCUGGGGCAACGGGACAUUCCUUGUUCGACACUCAGAAAACUUCAUUGGUGACUACACUCUGUCCUUCUGGAAUGAGGGGAAGCCAAGCCACUGCCGCAUCCGUACACGGCAGGAGGGUGACAUGACCACCUAUAGGCUGAGGGAAGUGGAUAGCUUCCCUAGCCUCAAAGCUCUCAUUGAAAACUAUAGCAACUUCCCUAUCCAUGCUAAGGAUAAUAAUAACCACUGCCGAAAUGAAGUCAAUGUGGUGUUAGGGAAGCCAGUGCCCCGUAUAGAAUGGUACCAUGGAAACCUGUCCAAGGAAGACGGCGAGGACUGCAAUUUCUCCAUUCGUGCCCAGUGGUAUCAUGCAAACAUGACCAAAGAAGAGGCUGAGGACUACCUGAACCGCAUCCAGGAAUGUGGUGCCUUCCUCGUUCGUCCCAGCAAAGACUGUAGAAACAUUACAAUCUCCUUCAGAGCUGAAGGUCGCACCAAACACUGCCGGGUAAGGCAAGAGGACCAAUUCUUCACUCUUGGCACAGCUCAGUUUGAAAGCCCAGUUGACCUUGUUGAAUAUUACAAGCAAUAUCCUCUCUUUCACAAUGUAAAACUACGCUACCCAGUGACAAGACGUGUGAUUGAGUCCCUCUCAGACCAGGAGCAUCUUGGUGUGGGACAGCCGGGAGGUUACAUCUCUUGCCUCAGAAAUAUCCAAGUGAAAGCAAAGUACAGGUACACUGCUCAGAAUGCAGAUGAGCUCACUUUCCCAAGACAUGCCAUAAUCCAUAACGUGAACAAAGUGGAGAAAGAGUGGUGGAAAGGUGACUAUGGGGGCUCACGGCAGCACUGGUUCCCAGCCAACCACGUAGAGGAGAUCCAGCCAGACAGCAUUGAUGAAGAGGGAGGGGACGGCAACAUGUUUGGUGACUUACAGAAAGGCAACCUGGACCUGCGAGGAGCUGAGGCGGUAGUUGAGCCCUAUGAAGAGGACAACCCAUGGGGCAUCAGAUACAUCAUCAGACUCAUGUUAAAUAGUGUUUACCCAGAGCUGAAGAUUGGUUGUGUGUCAGAGCAACAGGCCAGAGAUUGGAAGGACAAGAUAAACAAUGUUGCUGCAAAUGGAGAUUUGGCAAGCACCACUGUUCAGACUCGCCAGCAGGAGACUGAGCAGCGCAUCAGUCGAGAGCUGAGUAACCUGGUGGUAUACUUCCAAUGCGUGAACUUCAAUGUGCACCAGCCUUCCCCCUAUAAAAUAUCCUCUUUUCCGGAAAACAAGAUGGAGCGCCACAUACAGACCAUCCCAAGGUCCCUUCUUGAUUUCCACAAGGUUGGGUUCAGCCGUGUGUAUCCAAAGGCAACGCGUGUGGAUUCUUCAAACUACAACCCAAUGCCUAUGUGGAACCAUGGCUGUCAAAUGGUGUCCCUCAACUACCAGACUGGAGAUAAACAUAUGCAAGUGAAUGAAGGAAUGUUCUUGCAGAAUGGGAAAUGUGGUUAUGUGCUGAAACCCAAGUAUCACAUGGAUCCCAAUUAUGACCCAUCUUCUAAGUCCACCCUCUGUAACAAUUACUCCCUUGCUCUAGAAAUAAAAAUCUUUGGCGCGCGGCACCUCAGCAAAUCUGGUCGAGGCUGCAUCUCUCCAUUGGUGGAGGUGGAGAUUAUUGGCUGUGAUUAUGACUCCAAUCAGAAGUGUACCACCAAAAUAGUCCGUGACAAUGGCCUCAACCCAAUGUGGUGUUGUCAGCUAAUGCGCUUCAGUGUGUCAAAUCCUGACUGCGCUCUAAUUCGUUUUGUGGUCAAUGAUGAAGACAUCUUCGGAGAGCCCAACCAGAUAGGCCAGGCCACCUACCCGGUGUUAUGUCUGCGGGAAGGUUUCCGCAGUGUGCCUCUCAAAAACAAUUAUUCUGAAGAAAUUGAAUUGGCAUCACUACUCAUCCACUUGAAGAUUAACAAAAUUGAAGAAAAGCGAGUGUUGGAGACCAUCCGGUAUGAAAUGCUGAAGAUGAUUGAGGAAGCUGAUAAAAAUAACGAUAAGGAGCUUGUCAAGCAUCUACAAAGGGAAUAUGACAGGAGAAUGGGGAAAUGAGGCAGCAGCAACUUCCUUAACCACUACCUCACCACCAGCAAGAGUUGUGGGUUAGAAUCCUCCAGUCCAAGGAUUACUGUUAGCCCCACUCACCUCCAUCUGGUGGCCAGUCCACCUGAUCCAUCCAGUCCCAUGUACUGCAGUAACUGUCAGCAGAAGUUGAGUGCCUGAUCACUUACCAGUAAGAAAGUGACAGCCACAGAUCUGAGGGUAUAAGUCAUAGUGUACAUACAGACAUGAUACAGUGGAUUCACCAAAAUAGGACAUUAGUGAUUUCUGCCUACCAAAAUAGGACAUUAAUGAUGUUUUGCCUGUGACUGGUUGACAUGAUCCGUGAUGUGGCAGAGGAGGAGCAAGGCCACUGCUUAUCAUUGGUUUAUAAUUCUAGUUUCUUUUAAAAAUAGGCAAUAAAGUAACACACAGCAUAGUGACUAUUUGUGUGUUUGAUUUGAGAAUACAAUACAGAACAGGAUUUUGUGAUAUAGUGCAGGCAGAAAUCAUAAGCAUGUGUCUGAGUGACAUUGAGUUGGCAAAGAAAAAAAAAUAAUAGCUUAAAUAAGUACAGUCGGAACCAAUAUAUAUUUGAGUGAAAAAAAUGUGCUCUCCAAAGGACACUUGGCAAGCCUAAAGUCUUAAAUGUGAGGGACAUUUCAGUAGACAGAAAUGUACCAAUACAGGAAUAACAGGCUGACAGAGACUCAUUUAUGUCUUGUGCAAUAUGUUUGUUCACUGAACAUUUAUGGUUCUGAGGACUUUGAGAUACACAUUACCCUUAUUUUCCAUUAUUCUCAACCAAACUGACUAAGAUUGUGUGUUUCAAUAGUUGAUAUUAGGUUUUAUUAAAAAUUACAAGAGUUUUGCAUCAUUGAAUACAUUAUAAUAAUGAAUCUUGGAAAAAUUAUGAUAUUCAAUAAUCUAUCAAACAACAUCCAAUCAGUAUCAUUGGUAAGAAUGUAUCAUGGUGGACUUGUAUGUAAAUAAAUCCUUUAUACAUAGAAGGGAAAGGUUAAGAAAUGAAAUACUGGUAAUAAGUUCUCUAUAUAUAUUUUGUAGUUGAGAGGUCUUUAUUUUUAAAUUUCUGCCCAAUAUGCUUGUUCUCUGAGCAGCAAUGCCAUCUGAUAGCACACUCAGAAUUAUGGUCUGGCACAUGUAUUGCAGAAUCAGAAAAAAAUUCUUAUCAUAUGUUUUUAUCUAGCAUUUCAGAAACACAAUAUCUUUUUUGUAUACUAAUGAUCUACCUGCAAACCAUAUACAAGCAGUAUUCAGAUAGUGUAUAGCACCUUAGAAAAGACAGAUUUCUCUACACAAGAUCAGUUAUUACUUAUUAUUGCUGCUAGAUUCACAUUUUUUGUAUAUAAUAAUAAAAAUUAUUAACUAUCAGCAAAAAAUUUUCUUGGAGGCAAUAAAAUAUCAAUAUAAAUAAUUUCUGGGAGCAGUACAAUCAGUUUUCCAAAACAUAAACAAAGCCUUGUCUUGCACUGCCUGCAUCUGUUCCUUGGGCCCUGAUCCGUUCUUGGCUCAGCCAUACAGCUGGCAAGGUAGAUGGAAAAGAUUGAAUGCAAAGCUGAUAAUGGAGGAAAAUAAGGUUGUUGUUAGGCCAGGAGAGACAGACAGAUGGACAGACAUUGACAGGCAUAGAGUUAGAAAAGACAGGCUGAGAUCAGAGAUCAUGCUCCUAUCAGUGAAACUCAGUGCCUGGCUCAGUAAAUACCUAAGAGCAAAUACCUGUCAUAGGGGAAGCAUACACUAAAUUGUUAUACCUGUAUGAAUUAAAGGUGUAUCAGGUAUGUGAAUUCAAGUGAACAGAUGCAGAUUGAAACUCAAGAUGUCAAAGAUGCAAAUGGAAACAUGGAUGUUUUAAGUGAUGAUGGCUGUCCACUGAUGGUUGUCACCAACAUAUGUUCAGGCUUUCAAAUGAUGGGGAGAUGCACCUACUUCUGGUGGGUGGAGCUAUUACACUUGAAUCCACUGUGUCUUUAUAUACACUGUGGUGUUAGUAGUCUUUAAUAUCACAAUGGGUUGAGGGUUAUGACCUCAGUUCCAUUCUAUGUAAGUCAACUUCUAAGUCAUUCUGUAUGUUGUAUAUCUUAAGUAAGGUAUUAAUUUAACAGCCUAAUUGUUGUUAUUGUAUAAACAAAUGUAAAUAACUGAAUAGGAGAAAUAUUCAAUAGUUCAUGGUAAAGUGGAAGUCUGUUAAGUAAAUAAAUCCCAUUUGACUGAGUAGGGGCAUGUACCAUGCUAUUUAUUUUAUAUUUUAAGUAAAAAAUUCCAGGCUUACCAUACUUAAGUCAAAGCUGUUGUGCUGAGAGAAGCUUACAGUCAAAUACUGAAAAUUACCAAGCUUUUGGCUGCCCUUACAUAUCACAGGGUAUUGUGAACUCAUUUUUAUACUGCUUAAAAUUGUAUGAGGGUAAACAUAUUUGCUGCCUAGCAGCCAAGACUAGAAUUUGUCCAACUAACAUGCCUUAUUGUAUGAACUGAAAGUAUUUUUAUAAUAUUAGUGAGAAAAUGUGUGGAAGUUUCAACAAAAUUUCAUCAUUAACAAUAAUGAUUGAGAACAUAUCUGUCAUGUAUAAGUAAAUUAAUUGAAUGAUGAUAAGGAAUUUGUCAUUUCUUUGCCAUUUCAGUUACUUUUAGUAAUUUUCAGUUCAGGUAAACACGCAAAUAGAAACCAGGGUUGUAGAGUCGGGUGCUUUCAGGCAAAGUAUGAUUUUCACAAGUAUUAUCAUAUGCCAUAUUUUCAUGGUAUGAAUCUGAUUGACUUCUUAUCUUAUUACUUUCUCAAAUAGGUAAUAUUUUCAUUGUCCUUGUUAAUAAGAAUACUAAUAAUAAUCACAUCAAAAUAUUAUUAGUGUAUGAAUAAAAUUAAGGUAAUUACUCACAAUAUCAGUCACAAAGCUUAAGGAAUUUGUGGUCUGAAUUUGGCAUCAUCAAAGUUUUGUAUUGUGACUCUCUCACAUGGUAAACUCCUGGUAUCAUGACCAUUGUUGUAUGGUUGGUGUAGUCAUAACACCACAGUGGGUAUUUUAUCCUCAUUAGCUAUCAAGUCAUCCUGCAUUAUGCUUCACAAUUCAAGUAGUGGAGUAAGCACAGCAUACAUGCCCUAAUGUCAAGUGUAAUCACCAUGCUGUAAUUAAUUUCACAUCUAGUGAGUGGCUCAUGCUCUAACCUGCACCCUCACCACACUCACAGACUUACUGGAGACAGAUGGCAGCUGUGAUCAUCAUGGAAAGUUGUUGGUCAUUUGACUCUUUUGAUCUAGCACUGGAUUAGGCAUUUGUAUGUUGGAUAGUAUAUUGAUGAUUAUUUGAGGCUUGUUUUUGCUAUCUAAAAGAGCAGAUUGCAAACAAAACCAUCUCAAAUGAAACCAAGUUGCAGUGUUAUUGUGUGUGGAUUGCCUACAGUCAGUCCACUAAAACUGAACAUAACCAUCCAAAGAUCCAACUCAACAACCCUUGUAGAAACUGUUUUGUGUAAAUGAUAUUCUAAUAUGCAUUUUCUCUACUUAUAUACACAUUGUCUCAUAUACAUAUAUAUUUUCCACAUUUAUGUCCUUUGAUAUGUAAAUUUAAAAUGUAACUACACAUUUCCUUUUCAUUUGCUGAGUGGUUGCUGAGAAUCUAAUAAUCUUUGUUAAAUUCUUAGUAUAAAUAUAAGAACAGUUUUCUAUCAGUCACUAUUCUGUAGCCUACCUGUCAAUUAUAUUUUGAGACAAAAAACUCUGCCUGCAUAUUAUUUUGUUAUAUUUGUCUCUGAUACAGGAGAGGCUUGUUUCCAGCUGGUGGAGGGAGGUAGGGGUAGUGAGCUACAAGACUCCCUUUGUGUGUGUGUGUGUGUGUGUGUGUGUGUGUGUGUGUGUGUGUGUGUGUGUGUGUGUGUGUGUGUGUAUGAAGACUGUUUUAUUUUGUUACUUGUUUUGUGCCCUGUGUCUAAUCUUAGGGGUAGGUGCUGGCCUCAAUACUCAAGCCAGUGUCUGCUCCGGAUACUCUAUCUGGCCAGGCUGUACCCAGGCAGUCAGCAUUUGUAGUCUGAUUCAGGUUUUAAUUUUGAUAAAUAUUUGCUUAGUUGCUGUAAGGAGGUGUGUGAGAUCCUUUCAUAGGACAUAGUCAUGUGCAAUAUAUUUCUGGAAAAGUUCUGAAUAAUUUAUUUACCAUUGAGUCACAUGUGCAUCUUUUUUGUGUAAGCAAGACUAACUUAAGUUUUUAUUGUUUUUACUGGUCUUAAUAAAUUAUUUGUUAAAA